UCUUCUGCACCCCUCCUUCGCGUGCUCCUUCCUGCUGCCUUCUCGUGGGCGCCCUUUUGCCCCCCACUUCAAGUCUCCCGAGUUCUUGAAUCCCCCCUUUUCUUCCCCUUGCCCCCUCCUCACCCCUCUGCCUCCGAGUGGUUCCCCCUCCUCAUCACUGCCCCCCCCUCACACACCACAGCCUCCUGAUUCCGAGGGGCGGGAGCGCAUUGGGCUGCGCACGGGUGGGGGCGCCGCGCCAGCUUCGCGUAGCUGCUCUGACGCCGCCGCCCGCCGCCCGCCGCCGCCGCAGCCCGAGGAGCCCCGCGGCAGCUCCGCAGUGCGCUCGCCGCCGCUCCGCCAGACCCGCGGCCGGCCAGCACAGGGUCAGCCCGGAGGGAGCCUCAAACGCCAGCCGAGGGGGGUCAUGAGCCAGAGCGCCCCGAGGCACUGCGGGGAAAGCAGGCGAAGAUAGCGGCCUCGAGCGCCCCUGGCCCCCGCCGCUUUGCCGCGCGUUCCCCGCGUUCUCAGCCGCUUCUGUCCUUUCCCUGGACCCCGCCGCCGCCAUGGCGACCCUGCUCCGCAGCAAGCUGUCUAACGUGGCCACGUCCGUGUCCAACAAGUCGCAGGCCAAGGUGAGCGGCAUGUUCGCCAGGAUGGGUUUCCAGGCGGCCACGGACGAGGAGGCGGUGGGGUUCGCGCACUGCGACGACCUGGACUUCGAGCACCGCCAGGGCCUGCAGAUGGACAUCCUGAAAAGCGAGGGCGAGCCCUGCGGGGACGAGGGCGCCGAGCCGCCCGUCGAGGGAGACAUCCAUUACCAGCGUGGUGGCGGCGCGCCCCUGCCGCCCUCGGGCUCCAAGGACCAGGCCAUGGGGGCUGGUGGCGAGUUCGGGGGCCAGGACAAGCCCAAGAUCACGGCGUGGGAGGCAGGCUGGAACGUGACCAACGCUAUCCAGGGCAUGUUCGUGCUGGGUUUGCCCUACGCCAUUCUGCACGGCGGCUACCUGGGGUUGUUCCUCAUCAUCUUCGCCGCCGUGGUGUGCUGCUACACCGGCAAGAUCCUCAUCGCAUGCCUGUACGAGGAGAACGAGGACGGCGAGGUAGUGCGAGUGCGGGACUCGUAUGUGGCCAUCGCCAAUGCGUGCUGCGCUCCGCGCUUCCCCACGCUGGGUGGCCGCGUGGUGAACGUGGCGCAGAUCAUCGAGCUAGUAAUGACUUGUAUCCUGUACGUGGUGGUGAGUGGCAACCUCAUGUACAACAGCUUCCCGGGGCUGCCCGUGUCGCAGAAGUCCUGGUCCAUCAUCGCCACGGCGGUGCUGCUGCCCUGCGCCUUCCUUAAGAACCUCAAGGCUGUGUCCAAGUUCAGCCUGCUGUGCACUUUGGCCCACUUCGUCAUCAACAUCCUGGUCAUCGCCUACUGCCUAUCGAGGGCGCGCGACUGGGCCUGGGAGAAGGUCAAGUUCUACAUCGACGUCAAGAAGUUUCCCAUCUCCAUCGGCAUCAUCGUGUUCAGCUACACGUCGCAGAUCUUCCUGCCUUCGCUGGAGGGCAACAUGCAACAGCCCAGCGAGUUCCACUGCAUGAUGAACUGGACGCACAUCGCCGCCUGCGUGCUCAAGGGCCUCUUCGCGCUCGUCGCCUACCUCACCUGGGCCGACGAGACCAAGGAGGUCAUCACGGAUAACCUGCCUGGUUCCAUCCGCGCUGUGGUCAACAUCUUCCUGGUGGCCAAGGCGCUGUUGUCUUACCCGCUGCCCUUCUUCGCUGCCGUCGAGGUGCUGGAGAAGUCGCUCUUCCAGGAAGGCAGCCGCGCCUUCUUCCCCGCAUGCUACGGCGGCGACGGCCGUCUCAAGUCCUGGGGGCUGACGUUGCGCUGCGCGCUGGUCGUCUUCACGCUGCUCAUGGCCAUCUAUGUCCCGCACUUCGCGCUGCUCAUGGGCCUCACGGGCAGCCUCACCGGCGCCGGCCUCUGCUUCCUGCUGCCCAGCCUCUUCCACCUGCGUCUUCUCUGGCGCAAGCUGCUGUGGCACCAAGUCUUCUUCGACGUUGCCAUCUUCGUCAUUGGCGGCAUCUGCAGCGUGUCCGGCUUCGUGCACUCGCUCGAGGGCCUCAUCGAGGCCUACCGAACCAACGCGGAGGACUAGGGAGCCAGGGCAAUCAAUCUCCCGCGCUCCUUCCCCUCCCUACCACCCCACCCCCACCAACCCAGUGCGCCCAGCCGCCGCGCUUGGGAAGCCAAGCUUUAAACAUCUCUGGUUCCUAGUUUCUUAUUAUUGGGGAUGGGAGUGGGGUGGGAGGGGAUAGGGAUCCACAAUCCCCAUAGCGUCUGCGUUUCUCUUGUCCUGUCUUUUCCACAACACCUUGGUUUCAGGGGAGGCGAGGGCGCAUUUGUGGGCAGGGUUAUCUCACCUUCCACGAGGGGCCCCGACACCUUGGCCCCGUCACCAAGAGUGGUGGGAAGGGAGGGAGAGGGGGCGCAGCUCGCAGGCGCAGAAACCCGACCUUACGACCUUACGGGGACAUUUCACAGCUAUCCAGUGCUCGGAAUCUGCAGCCCAGCCAUUUCCUGCAAGAGCGCUUCCCAUUCCGUAGACAUUUCAACCCUGCAGCGGGAAAGGCUGGCGGGAAAUCCCUGUUGGGUGGGCGCUUUCCCCCCAGCGAAGCGGGAGGCAAGAAGCCGCGGCGGGGCCGGCUUGCCUGCGGGUUUUCAGGAAUCCAAACUCAUCUUGUGCAAUUUAUCAGGUUGUGGAACUGUUCUGUGCGUGUGGUGUGCUCGUGGUGAAUAAGAUGAAAUGUAUAUCAGAAAAAAAAAUCUAUCUCUAAUUUAGAGUGCGGUGCAUAAUUAUAUCCGCAAAUAAAGAAGAAACAAUGGUG
This is a messenger RNA of Phyllostomus discolor (pale spear-nosed bat), 2856 nucleotides long. It is a transcript of the gene SLC32A1, whose product is annotated as solute carrier family 32 member 1. Gene Ontology annotation, cellular component: vacuolar membrane. The transcript is spliced from 2 exons. The coding region runs from base 546 to 2126 and encodes 526 amino acids. The record is from RefSeq and is a predicted model, not a curated record. Gene Ontology annotation, biological process: amino acid transmembrane transport. NCBI's taxonomy places the organism in Eukaryota, Metazoa, Chordata, Mammalia, Chiroptera, Phyllostomidae. Gene Ontology annotation, molecular function: amino acid transmembrane transporter activity.